AUGGUGGCGGUGAGGCAAGCCGACGACGGAUUCGACCGGAAUCUCAAAAAAAACACGGCGGUGGUUGGUUCUCGACUUACACUCAAGCGUCGAUCCGCGAUGAACGGAAAUAACUUUAGCCGAAUUGACAGUUGGGCCUUGAUCGCUGGACGAUGGAGAGUUGAGCGAUGGGAACGCCUAAUUUCUCAACAUACUCCUUUGAACUUCAAAUCUCAAAAAGUUCCAAUUAAACGGACAGGUUUGAUUGAUUCUUUUGUGGUGACUGGGAGGGAUGAGAGUAAUGAAACUAGGGUGAAUUUGGAUGAUUUUGUUAAUGGAAAGAAUUAUAAUCCAAUCAUGGAGAAAGGGGACUGUGUAGAAGUGGAUUUGUCUGGAAAGGAAGACGAUUGGUUUGUUGGAAAAUAUCCCAUGAACCCCGGAGACCACCAUUCAUCCAAUAAUCAGAUGCUUUUUAAUGCCUCUCAUAUUUUAUCAGUUGAGAGUGAUCCCGUAUAUUCUCAGAAGAGUAGGAAAGAUGUUGUUGUCGACGAUUCUUUCAUGGUAGCAGCUCGGCUUGCAGGUGAUGAUCAGAAUGAUUCCCAAUGGAAAACAGAUAUAAGUAUGGUUGCAGAUCUAACUUCACCUAACAAACCAGAUGGCACAAAAGAUGUUUCGCAAGACGAGCAUAAGAUACCUGAUGCCGAGCCAAUUGACCUUUGCAUGAUGCUUGAACGAAACCCUGGAUACGAAUCCUCCAGAGACUCCUGGACAGUGGAUUAUCAAAUUGAUUUAUCAUUUAUUGAAACAAAUAAAAGUGAAGCUAGUAAAUGUGAUGAUGAUAAGAAAGCUUCUGCCAAUCAUAAGAACACCAUUGCCAAGCGUAAUGAAGUCCAGGGAACAAAAAAGGCAGCCAAAGAAGCAAGGUCUAGAGUUCUAAAUGGACCCACAGGGAGGAGCAAAGCUGAAAAUGUGUCCAAGAGCAAGAAACCAUCUCUUGUUAGUAGGCCCAUUACUCAGAAGAGCAAGUUGGAGAAGGAAGAAGAGAUGAGGAGGAAGAUGGAAGAACAACUGAUUGAACGGUAGAAAAGAAUUGCGGAGAGAACUGCGGCUUC
Hibiscus syriacus is the source of this 1091-nucleotide messenger RNA. RefSeq names its product COP1-interacting protein 7-like. NCBI's taxonomy places the organism in Eukaryota, Viridiplantae, Streptophyta, Magnoliopsida, Malvales, Malvaceae. The transcript is spliced from 4 exons. The record is from RefSeq and is a predicted model, not a curated record. The coding region runs from base 1 to 1062 and encodes 353 amino acids.